AAUGCGCAAAUGAUGUUGAUGAUUUGACCCAAUAUUUAAAGACAGAAGUAAUUAUUCUUUGGUAAAUGAACUGACUAGUUUGUAUCUUGUGAUUUUGUGUAAAAUAAAACGCAGUAAAUGGCUUUUAACAGUUUUAAUGCCAAUUUAAACAUUAAAAAAUAGUUAUAAAUGAGUAAUCGUAAAAAAUUAUAUGCGAUAAAAUAUUUCAACGUGGGGUAACAUCCAAACGAUGGCGGAAAACUCGAAGGCGGGGGCGCAGCCACCCGUUAAAAUCGGUCACUACAUUUUAGGACAGACAUUGGGCGUAGGAACUUUUGGCAAAGUAAAAAUAGGAGAACAUCAGCUAACCAAACACAAAGUUGCCGUUAAAAUUUUGAAUCGCCAAAAAAUUAAAAGCCUUGAUGUUGUUGGCAAAAUUCGACGUGAAAUUCAAAACUUAAAGCUGUUUAGACAUCCUCAUAUUAUAAAACUAUAUCAGGUCAUCAGUACGCCAACAGAUAUUUUUAUGAUUAUGGAAUAUGUGUCUGGUGGUGAGUUAUUCGAUUAUAUUGUAAAGCAUGGAAAGCUCCAAGAACAUGAAGCCCGAAGAUUCUUUCAGCAGAUAAUAUCAGGAGUUGAUUAUUGUCAUAGGCAUAUGAUAGUACAUAGAGAUUUAAAACCUGAAAAUCUGUUAUUGGAUCACAACAUGCAUGUGAAAAUUGCUGAUUUUGGUUUGUCAAAUAUGAUGAUGGAUGGUGAAUUUUUAAGGACUAGUUGUGGAUCUCCCAAUUAUGCAGCACCUGAGGUAAUCUCUGGAAAAUUGUAUGCCGGCCCAGAAGUAGAUAUUUGGUCGUGUGGCGUUAUUUUAUAUGCACUACUUUGUGGAACGUUGCCAUUUGAUGAUGAACAUGUUCCAACUUUAUUCAGAAAGAUCAAGUCUGGGAUAUUCCCUAUUCCAGACUACUUGAACAAGUCUGUAGUUAGCCUCUUGUGUCAGAUGUUACAAAUAGAUCCUAUGAAAAGGGCAACAAUAGAAGAUAUAAAGAAACAUGAAUGGUUCCAAAAAGAUUGUCCCGCUUAUUUGUUUCCAUCACCUGUUGAACAAGAUUCUUCUGUGAUUGAUAUUGAUGCUGUCAGAGAAGUCUGUGACAAAUUUGGUGUCCAAGAAUCAGAAGUUCAUAGUGCACUUCUUAGUGGCGAUCCCCAUGAUCAACUUGCAAUAGCUUAUCACCUGAUCAUUGAUAAUAAACGUAUAGCAGAUGAAGCAGCUAAGGCAGAAAUCAAGGACUUUUAUGUGGCUGGAAGUCCUCCUCCUGUUAGUGUGAGUCCUAGUCCGAACUUGGCUGACCUGAAUAGCCCACUCAAACCUCAUCCAGAAAGGAUUGCCCCAUUAAGGGAUAGGGUUAUUGCUUCCAAUCAUGCUAAUGCUGCCGCAGCUGAUAGAGGACGAGUCAAAAGGGCUAAAUGGCAUUUGGGUAUACGAUCCCAAAGCAAGCCUAAUGAUAUCAUGAUGGAAGUUUACCGAGCGAUGAAGGCUUUGGAUUAUGAAUGGAAGUUGAUUAGUCCUUAUCAUGUGAGAGUUAGGCACAAGAAUAAACUCCAUAAUAGAUAUGUUAUGAUGUCAUUGCAAUUGUACCAGGUUGAUUAUAAAAGCUACCUGUUAGAUUUCAAAAGUUUGAGCAAUGAAGAAGCAGAGUCUAACAAUGUAAGCCCAGCCUCAUUGUUACUUGAUAACGUCCCAACACCGGUUCAGAGUGGGGAUGUAACCAAUAAGAAACCCACAGGGCAUCAUACCAUGGAGUUUUUUGAAAUGUGUGCCGCACUCAUCAUUCAACUUGCGCGGUAAACCAUUGUUACCCAAAAACUUAUUAAUUGUACUUGUAGUAGGAAGAAGUGUAAAAACAUUAUUAAGAGGCUUUUUAUGUUAUUUUCACCCUGCCAUUAAAAAAAAAGGGGAAACGUGUUUAGAAGCUAAUAAUGAUUUUAGAUUAUUUUUGAGGUAUUCUAUUGUCGGAAGAGCUUGAUUGUUAAAUAUUAUAUUUAUUAGUUAUAUUGUAAAUUCAAAACAAUAUAAUAUAUUACUUGU
Molecule: messenger RNA, 2065 nt
Organism: Cylas formicarius (sweet potato weevil)
Lineage: Eukaryota; Metazoa; Arthropoda; Insecta; Coleoptera; Brentidae
Gene: AMPKalpha
Product: 5'-AMP-activated protein kinase catalytic subunit alpha-2
Exons: 5
Coding region: 230-1825 (531 amino acids)
Biological process (GO): protein phosphorylation; intracellular signal transduction
Cellular component (GO): cytoplasm
Molecular function (GO): ATP binding; protein serine/threonine kinase activity
Source: RefSeq, a predicted model, not a curated record